AUGAGAGCGUGGCUGCCUCUCAGUCAGCUAGGAGUCUUGGCGUCAUCUAUGAUGAGCACAUGUCUUUUCAUGCACGUGUCUAGCAUCUGUAGAUCAUCAUUUUAUCAUCUCAGGAACCUAUCUAGAAUUAGGAAGUAUCUCAUUAAAGAAUCAGUAGCAGUUGCUGUUCACGCAUUUGUCACAUCGAAACUAAACUAUUGUAAUGCAUUAUUAUGUGGCUUGCCUAAGUAUCAGUUACAAAGAUUGCAAUAUGUAAAAAACACAGUGGCUAGAGUUGUGUGUCAAAUGAGUAAGUUUCAGCAUAUCACUUCUGUUUUGCAGGAGCUUCACUGGCUACCGAUCCAAUACCGUAUUAUUUUCAAGAUUCUGCUUCUAGUGUAUAAAUCACUGAAUGGGGCAUCGCCUAGCUAUUUAGCUUAG
Pocillopora meandrina is the source of this 420-nucleotide messenger RNA. The record is from the annotation of a GenBank genome assembly. Lineage: Eukaryota; Metazoa; Cnidaria; Anthozoa; Scleractinia; Pocilloporidae.